AUCGCCAGGCACUUGAUGCACAAUUAGUGGCGCACAAGUGCUCGGCAUUCUUCGCUUGUUUUGACAAGUGCACACAGUUAUUAUUUCCCAUCUUCACGCACAAUUUGUCGUCACUAGCCGAUGACUUAAUUCAUUUAGCAGAACAGAGCAGAAAAGAACAUAAAAGUACUGGGAUCUGGAUACUUGUACAUAGAGCAGUGGCUAUAUAGUCGGGGAAUCGGUCAGGGAAUCCGUUCAGUUGCUCUCAAAUCGCUGCCUUCGACGGAUGGCGGUCGCAUCAUCAUCAUCAUCAUCGUAUUUGAUGGCUGUGUUUGCCCAGGAUAGUAACAGUAGUGGCAGUGCCAGCGGCAGUGGAUGCAGUGGGGCAGCCGCCGAUUCCGAGGACUCCCUGAUGGGCCAGGAGAUCGGCCAGGGGAGUCAUCAGGGGAGCCACAGGAGACGACCGCCGCGCCAAAAGAUCAACGCCAGGGAGCGCUACAGGACAUUCAAUGUAAAUUCCGCCUACGAAGCACUAAGAAAUUUAAUACCCACGGAACCCAUGAAUCGAAAGCUCUCAAAGAUCGAGAUUAUCCGCCUGGCCAGCAGCUAUAUAACGCAUCUUAGUAGCACCCUUGAAACAGGAACUGAAUGCCAGCCAUGUUUGCUACACAAAUACGAGAACGAAGGAAUCACCAGGCGAAUCAGCAUCUGCACCUUCUGCCUGAAAACCAAAUGAAAUUAUUGAUAACCUGAACAUUUCUUUAUUUUUUUAUAUUUUUUUGUCGUAUUUAUUGCAUUUGAAAAUCUAUUUUAAAAUUUGCGCCUAAGUGCAGCGCCAUCUAUUCUAAUCUUCUGGAACUUUGAAAGUGAACUGCUUGCUGAACUGCUUUUCGGCACAUUAUUAUUAUUCGAUCUCGUUAUGUAUA
Messenger RNA from Drosophila takahashii, 905 nucleotides. RefSeq names its product transcription factor 15. Gene Ontology annotation, biological process: regulation of transcription by RNA polymerase II; developmental process. NCBI's taxonomy places the organism in Eukaryota, Metazoa, Arthropoda, Insecta, Diptera, Drosophilidae. Gene Ontology annotation, molecular function: DNA-binding transcription factor activity, RNA polymerase II-specific; RNA polymerase II transcription regulatory region sequence-specific DNA binding; protein dimerization activity. The record is from RefSeq and is a predicted model, not a curated record.